AUGACGGUUAGUGAUAAGAAAUUCAAUGAAAUGAUGACACAUAGUAAGAUACUUAAAACUCAAAUCACUGAACUACCUAACACUUUGAAACAGAGUACUAGUUCUACUUCUCUACCCUCUCAAGGGAUUGAACCUAAGAAACCGGACUAUUCUAUCACUACUAGGAAUGGUAAGAUCCUUGAAGAGAGUGUUUCUAGGAAGAGUCAAGAAGAUGAGAAGGUGAGUGAUUCAUUCAAUGAUGAUGAGCAUGAUGUGUCUUGCAAAAAGUGUGAGGUUUCUAAUGAGAAGGUCAAAAUCGGAGAGAGUGUGCAAAAUGAUGUGAUCAAACCCAAACUUCCCUAUCCACAAAAGUUCUUGAGGAGCAAGAUUGAUGAUCAAUUUGGAAGAUUUCUUGACAUCCUUACGGAAAUUCAUCUUUCUAUCCCUUUCACCGAUGCUUUAAAACAAAUGCAAAACUAUUCUAUGUUCCUUAAGGAAAUCUUGAGUGGAAAAAGAAAGUGUAAUGAGGUUGACUCGGUAAAGGUUGGGGAGUGUUGUAGUUCUCUUAUCCACAAUGACCUAUCUAAGAAGAUAAAAGAUCCGGGCAAUUUUUCAAUACCUUGCAACGUCAAUGGAAAAGUGUUUCAAAAUGAUCUUUGUGACCUUGGUUCUAGUGUUAGCAUAAUGUCGUAUUCCGUCUUUAAAAAGGUUAAACUAGGCGAGCUCCUCCCAACCAACAUGACCCUAUAA
Chenopodium quinoa (quinoa) is the source of this 729-nucleotide messenger RNA. RefSeq lists its product as uncharacterized. Bases 1 to 729 code for a protein of 242 amino acids. NCBI's taxonomy places the organism in Eukaryota, Viridiplantae, Streptophyta, Magnoliopsida, Caryophyllales, Amaranthaceae. The record is from RefSeq and is a predicted model, not a curated record. The transcript has a single exon.